Molecule: messenger RNA, 988 nt
Organism: Tripterygium wilfordii
Lineage: Eukaryota; Viridiplantae; Streptophyta; Magnoliopsida; Celastrales; Celastraceae
Product: LIM domain-containing protein WLIM1-like
Exons: 5
Coding region: 117-692 (191 amino acids)
Biological process (GO): actin filament bundle assembly
Cellular component (GO): plasma membrane; actin cytoskeleton
Molecular function (GO): actin filament binding
Source: RefSeq, a predicted model, not a curated record
AUACUCUUACUAAAGUCGUCGAGAGAGAGAGAGUCUCUUUUCUCCUGUCAUCAAUAAAGUUGUUAGCUUUGCUGAAUUUGGGUGGAUCCGGAUAGAGAAGAAGGAGAAGGAGAGUCAUGGCAACAUUUGGAGGGACAACCCAGAAGUGUAAAGCAUGCGAUAAGACUGUCUACUUGGUUGAUCAACUCACUGCAGAUAAUAAAGUCUACCACAAAGCCUGUUUCAGAUGCCACCAUUGCAAGGGCACACUCAAGCUGAGUAACUAUUCCUCAUUUGAGGGUGUUUUGUAUUGCAAGCCCCACUUUGAUCAACUUUUUAAGAUGACUGGAAGCUUGGACAAAAGUUUUGAAGGAACUCCAAAAACUGUUAGAGUUGAUAGAUCUGCUGAUCAGAAUAACACUAACAGCAAAGUUUCAAGCAUGUUUGCUGGUACGCAAGACAAAUGUGUUGGUUGCAAGAAAACUGUGUAUCCAAUUGAGAAGGUGGCAGUUGAUGGAAAAUCAUACCACAAGGCUUGUUUCAGGUGCACCCAUGGUGGAUGCGUGAUCAGCCCAUCAAAUUACGUGGCACAUGAGCAUCGACUCUACUGUAGACACCACCACAACCAACUUUUCAAGGAGAAGGGAAACUUUAGCCAGCUUGACAAGCAUGAAGAUUCUAAAGAGGUGAUUGAGAACAAGGUAGCCGAGUAAUGUAGGUUGUGUGAUAACUUGGGAGAAAGGGUUUCUAUGAAGUUGAAUGCGUUAACGCAUGCUAGAAGAGCUACUAGGGCGUUCUUUCGUAUGUAAUAACUGUUUCAAAGUUUGAGCUUCUUGUUAUGUUUUUUAUUGUGAGUUUUUGUAUGUUUAGUUACUCGAGACUGGAGAGUUGUUUUGAAGGCUUUUUCAAGAAACCUGUGAGGUAAAACACAAGGAUAUUCUGUUUAUAAAUUUCAAGCUUGAUUGGUUCCAUAUGAGAUUAGUAGAGGAAUCCUUUUUUGUUUGUGCUA